Lytechinus variegatus (green sea urchin) is the source of this 2816-nucleotide messenger RNA. RefSeq names its product choline O-acetyltransferase-like. The transcript has 14 exons. The coding region runs from base 543 to 2489 and encodes 648 amino acids. Gene Ontology annotation, cellular component: neuron projection; cytoplasm. NCBI's taxonomy places the organism in Eukaryota, Metazoa, Echinodermata, Echinoidea, Temnopleuroida, Toxopneustidae. The record is from RefSeq and is a predicted model, not a curated record. Gene Ontology annotation, biological process: acetylcholine biosynthetic process; neuromuscular synaptic transmission. Gene Ontology annotation, molecular function: choline O-acetyltransferase activity.
GAGAGUAGCGUUAGCUCAGCCAGUGGUGUGUUAAAUUGAUAACACUUUUUUUAAUCGUAACAGAUAAGUUGGAGCAUGUUUCUUUUUUUAUUUUCACAUGGAUAACAGCGACUCUUGAGAACAAGUAAUUAUCAUUGACUUUUCCUGUAUUUUCAAACGAAUAAUGGUCAUUUUUUUCAACUGAAUGUGGGGUAAAGGUUUCCAAUUUCAUCGGUGGCAACAUAAAAGGAAAUUAAGUUUCAAUGAUGCGAACGUCCGAUCGUCACAACGUUUUCAGCAGAUAACAUUAUCCACCUACCCGCAUACGAGGUUUGCUUCUACUUCACAAACUGAGGCGCAUCCCUCAUUGCAUCCGUCUGAGGGUAUCCGAACGCACCUGCUCAUUCAUCGUCAACUGCUCGACAACAUACCGACAGGCCAUUGGACGAACCACGCCCUUACCACCACCGAGCAACGCUCAGGGGUGCAUACUACCAGGCCACACCCACCUGCUAUUACCCCUGUCUCUCUGUAGUAGAUCUUCACCGGCCACUCCGUCAUACAUGAACCACAUGCCUAACCGUCAUCACUCUCACUAUGUCGCCAACGGAGAGAUCGAUGAUGACAUAACAAACCCCAUACACCUGAAACCCCUGCCGACGCUCCCGGUGCCGCCUCUUCGCCAGAGUCUCGAGAAAUAUCUGAAAUGUCUGAUACCUCUCGUCUCCAGGGAUCAGCAUGAACGAACCACGGCACUCGUCAACAAGUUCCUCAAGCCAGGGGGAGAAGGGGAGGUACUGCAGAAGAAGAUACUCGAAAUAAGAGAAUCAAAAACUAACUGGACUUAUGACUAUUGGUUAGAUGACAUGUACCUGAAAGUUCGGUACGCCUUGCCUAUCAACAGCAAUCCUGGUAUGGUCUUUCCCAAACAACACUUCAAAGAUGAGGGUCAAAGGUUACGGUUUGCCGCCAAACUAAUAUCCGGUAUUUUGGACUACAAGGUUGUUAUUGAUGCGCGAGCGUUACCCGUCGACCGGGCCAGGCACAACAAACCAGGUCAACCGCUUUGUAUGGAGCAGUACUACCGACUAUUCUCAUCCUACCGGGUACCCGGUCUUUUCAAGGAUGAAUUAGUCUCGCCGGGUAGCAGUCUCAUGCCCGAACCGGAACACAUCAUUGUCAUAUGUAAAAACCAGUUUUUUGUCUUAGACGUCAUAAUCAACUUCAAACGACUAAGCGACCAAGAUCUCAUAAGUCAACUCAAAAGAAUACUAGAUGCUGCCAAAGAACAUCCCGACUCCGUCCCGUUGGGUCUCUUAACCACCGCCGACAGACCAACAUGGGCUGGUUCAAGGGCGAGAUUAAUAGAAGAUUCAACGAAUCGUGAUUCACUGGACAUGAUAGAGCGGUGUAUAUUCGUCCUCUGCCUUGACGACCAGAUGGACUACCCUCCACCCGAGGUCGGGAAGCCCAUCGACUCGGACGACGAGCCCCUUGGCCACCAUAUGCUGCACGGUGGCGGGGUCGAUAAGAACACCGGGAACAGGUGGUUUGACAAGACAAUGCAGUUCAUCAUCGGUACCGACGGCCAAUCAGGUCUGAACUACGAGCAUUCCCCGUCAGAAGGAGUAGCUGUCGUACAGUUGGUUGAGCAUCUACUGAAAUACAUUGACUCCGAAACACACAAACGAAAAUUGACAAGGGCACAGUCAAUAUGCGAGCUUCCGAAUCCACGAAAACUCAACUGGAAAAUAUCACCCAUUCUAAUGCAAGACAUCGAAAUAGCCAAGGUCCAGAUAACACAUGCUGUCAACGAUGCUGACGUCAAGCUACUACGGUUCACCCAGUUCGGGAAAAACUUUCCCAAAUCCCAGAACAUGAGUCCAGAUGCCUUUGUACAACUAGCGCUGCAACUAACAUAUUACAGAAUAUACGGACGUCUAACGAGUACGUACGAAAGCGGUUCAACCCGUCGGUUUCAAGAAGGUAGGGUCGACAACAUCCGCGCUGCUUCACCAGAAGCCUUAGAGUUCGUCAGAGCAAUUAAAGGAGAGAGAGAAGCAAACAUAGAGGAAAAGAAGUUUCUAAUGAGAGAAGCCAUAAGGGCACAGACCGAGACAUGUUUACAGACAAUCACCGGGCAAGGCUUCGACUGUCAUCUUCUAUGCCUGAGAGAAGUUAGCAAGGAGAUGGACAUGCCCUUACCGGAUCUUUUCGCGGAUGAAGCUUACGAAAUCAGCAAUAGGUUUUGUCUCUCAACCAGUCAGGUUCUAACCAAACUAGAUACAUUCAUGUGCUACGGGCCCGUGGUCCCAGAUGGUUACGGCGCCUCGUACAACCCACACGAGGACUAUAUACUGUUCGCCAUAGCCUCGUUCAAGUCUUGUCCUUCAACCGACUCACACGUCUUCCGCGCAAAGCUUUACCAAACGCUCAUCGAUAUGCACGAGCUCUGCACGGGGACCAAGCCGACCACCAACAACAACUCCAACGGUUACAUGAAAGGGUAGACCAAGGGGAUGACGAGCCCUGGGUAGAAUCGGCCGAAGAUUCAAAGGGAAUGUUACCCUUGGAACAAGUUAGCUUGUGUGAUACCAUGACAUAAAAAUAUCAAAGAAACAAAUCAAUGAAAGUUUGAGAAAAAAAUAAAAAAAUAUUUUAAAACGUUAUAAGGUUUUAAAUGUUGAGAUCACUAAUGAUGUGGACAUCAUCCUAUUGGGAACGCGAAGAACAUGAGUGAUGUCAUACUCUCUGACAAUUUCGAAUACCAAUAUUAUUUAAAUUCAUGUUAUGAAAUUUAUUCAUAGAUCAGGGGCCGAUUGCACGAAAGGGUCUUU